GUAAACUGCAGAAUUGCAACGUGAGGGUCAUUUUAUCCACAAGAGCUACCACCAUCUGGCAGGCGGGACUCAGAAAGCUGAAAAACCUGCAGUCAGGAUGGCCACAGGGUAGACCUCUGACCAGGGGAAUUAUGGGAAAUGGCCACCAUGGCAGAAGACACGGUCAGUAGCUCCCAGUCAUCCUUCAAGGCCCUGGCGCUGCGAGUGGUGGACCUCCCCCUCUCAGUCUACAACUCCCUUGGCCAGGUGAAGGUCAGCACCAGCACCAAGAAGCUCUUCGCCAUCACCGCCUUCAGUGCAGUCUCGCUCCUCUUCCUCGCCCGUCACUUCAAGAGGAGGAAAGGGAAAAAGAAGGCCCAGUCGCCAUGGGAACCGGAGAACUUUGAGUUCCUCACGACUGCUCCCUCAGAGAAGGACUCAAGCCACGCCAGCAGUCGUCAGAACCUCAGCCUCUCGUUAAACUCCAAGAGCUGCCACUCCUGCAACCUCCUCCCGAAUGGCGGCCUGUACAGCAAGCUGUCCGGCUCCCUGCAGAGUCUGGCUUCGGUGAAGAGCGUCAACUCCUCCAACAGCUGCACAUGCGCGAACAGCUCCAGCUGCUGGGACAAGACCGGGGACGACAGCGACGUGUGCAACGUGGUCAACAUCCCCGUCACCACCCCCGAAAACCUCUACCUGAUGGGGAUGGAGCUGUUCGAGGAGGCCUUACGACGCUGGGAGCAGGCCCUCACCUUCCGCAGCCGGCAGGCGGAGGACGAGGCCGGCUGCGGCGCGGUGAAGCUGGGGGCCGGCGACGCCAUAGCCGAGGAGAGCGUGGAGGACAUCAUCAGCGCUGAGUUCAUCCACAAGCUGGAGUCCCUGCUGCAGCGGGCAUACCGCCUGCAGGAGGAGUUCGAGGCCACCCUGGGAGCGUCCGACCCCUCCUCCCUUGCCAACGACAUCGACAAAAACACCGACAUCACGGUGAGAGAGGACGGCGACGACCUCUGUCUGCGGGACACCAUGAGCAUCGCCUCCACGGACUCCUUCGUGUCCGCCGCUGAGCUGUCAGAGCACCGGGAGCUGAGGAGUGCGCUUUGCCAUUACCCCCUCUACGAGGAGGCCCUGCAGCUGGCAGAGGAGGGCAAGAUCUCCUGCAGGGUGCUGAGAACUGAGAUGCUGGAGUGUCUUGGAGACACUGACUUCCUGGCAAAGUUACACUGCGUGCGACAGGCUUGUCAGGUUAUUCUGUGUGAAAGACCCACCAGAGUAUUUCUGGCUGAUGCAGGGAAAAAGAUUCUGUCAUCCAUAAUUGUGAAAGCACGCAAGAACCCAAAGAGAUUUGAGGAGGUAUUCGAGGAGAUGAUGAAUUUCCUGGAGCAUACUGACCACUGGGAGAACACAGAGGUGGAGCUGGCCACACGAGGGGUGAAGCAUUUGAACUUCUACGACAUCGUCCUGGAUUUCAUCCUCAUGGACUCCUUUGAGGAUCUGGAAAACCCGCCCAUUUCCAUCCAGAACGUAGUCAACAACCGCUGGCUUAACAGCGCCUUCAAAGAGACCGCCGUGGCAUCCAGUUGCUGGUCAGUGCUGAAGCAGAAGAGACAGCACAUGAAGGUGACGGAUGGAUUCAUCGCCCACUUCUACGCUGUCUGUGAGCACAUAAGCCCUGUUCUGGCAUGGGGUUUCCUGGGGCCAAAAAGCUCCCUCCACGAUUUCUGCUGCUUCUUCAAGGACCAGGUGCUGUUCUUCCUGAAGGACAUCUUCGACCUGGAGAAGGUGCGCUACUCCAGCGUGGAGAGCCUGGCCGAGGACAUGCUGCAGCUCCUGCACCGCCGCUCCGAGCUGCUCCUGGCCUACCUGGGGGCCGACUCCCUGCGUCACCUCAACGGCUGCGUCAGCACCCAGGCGCCCCUGGUGCCCAGCUCUCUGCUCGAGGCUCGGGUGCAGUAAGACCCCCUCCUAGCCCUCACCCCACCCACGUUCCUCUCCACUGCCCUGUCUCCUCCGCCUUACACUCACCUACCUUAUACACGCUCUUCUCAUUCAGCUGGCCCCAUGCAUUAUCUCUCAAUUGGCUCCUCCCACUCAUAUAUGAGCCUGCCUUCAGACCACACCCAUUUCCUGAGACCCCUCCCCACUGCAACACUGCCCAAAAGCGAUCAUUCCUUUACCUCAGUUCCACUCCCUCAAAGACUCCUCUCCCUCAGCUACCCUUCUCUACCCCAACACUCCAAACCCCCCUCUUUAAUUUUUUUAACCCUCUCUUUGCCAGCACAAUUGGAAUGCAGCUCUUGUGAGCUUUGCCUAAAAGCAUGGGAAUAAGGGAGUAGUUUAUUUGAGGACGGGUUCACAAUCGCCAGUGUCAUAAACUGAAUUAAAAAAAAAAAAAAACGCAGAUUUUGAAAAGGGGUUAGGAGAAAGGACGAAUAAAAUGACUGCCUCUGUUAACUUGUUUUGGACCGUGUGAGGAAAGAUCUGCUGUUAUAGUGGCUGUAUUUAUUUUCAUUGUACUUGAAACGAUGUGGCACCUUAUUUUUCUUGGACUGCUCCAGAUCAUCCUCUGACUAUAUCCGUUUAAAAUGAGUCAUGACUGUAUUGCUCUUCUGUUAGAUGAUGACUUUGUAUUUUGACUAUAUAUAGUCUAUAUUUGACUGUAUUUAUAUAUAUAUAUAUAAUGCCACAUUGCUGCUAAAUAUGCCUUGUCAAAAGUUCCAUUUGCAACUGGUAGACUUUCAUGUAGUGAACACAAGGCUCUGGAUGUAGCUACUUCUGUCUUGGCUCACUUGGCCUCGCACUGCUGGAGCUCUCAAUGUAUUGCCCAGAAUAAAACACUGUCUUGCCAUUUUAUACUCAAACGUAAGGCUGUUGUGAAUGUAUCACUUUUUUUUUUUGUUCACAAAUAGGGAAUAUGAAAGCCUUACUCUAAGCACAUUUUUUGCCCCAAGCAGCAGUUAGCUUUUUCCUGGCAGGUGUUUUUGGAAGUGGCAGGUGCUGGAAGCCCAAUUGUGAAGCCCCCCCAGCUGCGUUUUCCAUUCUCUAUGGAACUUCUGAAGACCAGGUGCCAACUUGCCAAACUCUACCCUCCGCCGGCUUUGCUUAAACUGGACCAUUUGUUCAGUCUGCUGGUGUUAUCAAUGAGCUCGUUUCAACAACAAAUUUCAGUUAGCCUGGAGGUUUUCUGCGUGUGUGUGUGUGUCUCUCUCAGAUUGUCAGCACAUAAUAGCUGUGUUGACACAUGGCCAGAUAACUUUAUUAAACCAAAAAGGAAAUAAAAAAUAGUUUUUUUUUCCAAUUCAUCAACUGUUUUACUGCUGUGAGAAAGGGGAGCUAUUUGGAUGAUAGACAAAGGAAACAUGAGAAUGAGUAAUUUUAUUUUUUAUAUAUAAAAUUGCACUUCCCCAGCGUGUACAAAGUAGAACUGCA
Megalops cyprinoides (Indo-Pacific tarpon) is the source of this 3405-nucleotide messenger RNA. RefSeq names its product mitoguardin 1 (gene miga1). The transcript has 16 exons. The record is from RefSeq and is a predicted model, not a curated record. Gene Ontology annotation, biological process: mitochondrial fusion. The coding region runs from base 139 to 1932 and encodes 597 amino acids. Lineage: Eukaryota; Metazoa; Chordata; Actinopteri; Elopiformes; Megalopidae.